UGUGUUUUGUCCAGCCGGAUGCAAAAUAUUUGGCGCCGACAAACUAGGUGAUCUUCAGGGGAACGCCAGCUGGAUGGAUGUUUUCAAACAGGUUAAAUCACUGUUCGUGCGGAUUAACCUUGUCCUCGUGCAACACGACCAGCCAAGAAAACUCAGCGUACCUGACAGGACUGGUUCAUUUGAUCUGCCAUUGAUGGAAGCGGCAAGCGGUGCUUCCAUCAUCGGGCUGAAACAGAUGAACUCGCGCAUCCACAGAGUUCCGGAAGUGGACCAACCCGUGUUGGUUCAUCAUCACCAACAUAUCAAUGAUCCGCAGACUCACGAUCGGUGCUAGUCCGUGGAAAAUGAAGGAAAAUUCUUUUUAAACACCAUCAACUUAUUUUAACAAUAAAAACGUUGAACAAAGCAGAAGAGAACAGACGAGAUGACGAAAAACAAAAAAAAAAAAACAAGGUAGUUUGAUACGUUGACAGAAAUCCAGAAAAUCUGGCCAAAAAUACACGUUAUGGAAAAAAUGCUCAUUGAAAUAUACUAAACUCUUUAUUUACUCAGUAUUCUUCCCGAAACGUGUUCCUUGCAAGUACGGUUGGUGUCUUGGAUGAAAGGGUGGGCCACGGUCAGCUGGAGGUACUCAUAAUCAAGUUCGAUUCCACUCAAAAUCAAGUUCGAAUCUCGAAAUGAAAAUGAGUGGUUUUCUAAACUUGAUUUAGAGUGGAUUGUUUACUCAAACGGCAGUUCAAAAGCCGAACUUGUCAUUUUUAAUGACGUUUUAGUUUUCCGCACAGUCUUUCAAGUUUUGCCGCUGAGUUCAGUUAGAUACAGGUAAGUUCCUUUUCAAACUUUCCGGAUCUAGUUCCGGGUUGUCUCAAAGGGGCAAAUACAGUUAUGCACCUUGCGGAUUAUUUUUCUCCUCCGUCUAGUUUUGCACCUUCCGAGUUGUCCGGAAGAGGCAAAAAACUUCCUCCUCCAACAUAUUUUGCUACGUCCGGACAAUUCGGAUGGCCAAAAAAAUUGUUCGGACGUUGCAAAAUAUGUUGGAGGAAGAAGUUUUCUCUUUGUUUUUGCCUCUUCCGGACAAUCCGGAAGGUGCAAUCCAAGACGGAAGAGAAAAAUAAUCCUUUGUUUUUGACAUUUCAAAUUGGUCGGAAAAUGCAAACACGCUUUCUUUCAACAGAAUUUCGUAACAGUUACUGAUCGCGGAAUUCGACGCGGACGGUCGGAAUUGGUUCGCUGGGUCAACGCGGAUGGUCGGAACUGUCGUGGGGGAAAAAGUUGGGGUUUAUCCUCCAGCGCAAACCCGAAAAAACGAAAAAAAAAACAAACCACUCCCACUGGAUUGUGUCCAAAUGGUGGUCCGACGGAAGCUGCAACUGUGACUCCUCGUAAUAUCGAUGACCGCUCCAGCACCUCGGGUUCAAUCUGUUUCCGCGAUUGGACCGUCAGCUAACCGAUACUACUCCAAGAGCCUAGCUACGAGACAAUCACCUUUCCAUUUUGCCCACUCGCACGCUUAAGACGCCACUCUCCUACGCCGGGGAGAUGCUCGUGACGCACGACGCGACCAGGACCGCGUACAAUCUGUUCAAAACGUGCCCCGGCCCGCAGUCGGUCGGCAACCUCGGCCAUCUGGACAAUUUUAAUCCACCUACCGCGGACGAACUUGCUGCUGCUGAAGUGCCGAAGUAGAAGUUAGGUUUUGGAGGUGUUUGGGUCGUCGCUGGUGAGCAAACCAGCUGCCGGUUGAAAUGACUUUGCCGACUAUGCGGCGUUUGGAUCGGUGCCUGUGCCGGCGGCUCCUUAGACGAUGUUAGGUGUUAGAGUUCGGUGGCCAAAACUUUCACCACGCCUGCGUUUAUUGCCGACACCAGCACGAUUCAAUGAUUGGCCAACUCUAACACAUGUGGAGCAACCCAUUCCAACUGCAGCCGAUGGAAUGUUUGCCAAGUUGGUCACUUACAAUACGUCUCUUCGUCAUCGUCCACGCCAACGGCCAACUACACCCAGCCAACGUAAUCUUCCCCAGGAUCAUCUACGAUGGUCUCAGCUGCGCCUUCAGUCUCAACAUCACCUAUUCCAGCGCCCAACAAGCAAGCUUCUCUAGAUACCCCGGUGUCGAAGGCCGAUGUGGUUCAGCCUUCAGCACCAACUCCACGGGCCCAUAUCGGAUCCGUCUCAAGCAGAUAAAUCACCAAAAUCGGACAACCUCCAGCUCGCGCCAGCAUUACACUUUCCAGCAGCAUCCGCAGGGCAUCAUGAUGAAGGGAAUCACCGAGGACCGCACCACCACUAUCAAGCGUCGCAAGUCGGCGGCGGGGACGGAGAAGGUCGGGGUCAUGGACACGUAACCGGACCCGGUGGAUCACAUUGCGUUACCGGAGCGUUUGUGCUCGAGGACGAACUGCUGCAGGUGGGUGCGUCGAAGGCAUCAGGUUACUGUGGAAUCCGUCGCCAAAUGAGUAGAACGUCAUCAAAUCGCCACAGCAGUCGGGUCCCCCGCCGAGCGGGCUAGCCAAUCAUCAACACAUCGUCCAGAUCCGAGAAAUUGGACCGGCCAGAUCCGUAGACUACGGUAGUUUGAUGAACUCGCGCGAUCAUUCACCACCGUUGGAAGAAAGUUUGAGGCCACAUACCUCAAUGUUUGACGCGUUGGCAUCUCAGAUCUGCUCGGAUCUGCUUCAGUCAUCCUAUCAAAGCCACAUGAAACAGGCCGCGGGAAGCAAACUAUGUGGCACGAACCCAAAACAUCGUCCUUUUCGGCAAUUCCCCCUUCGCAGAACCAUCAAUCGGCAAACUGUCGAACCAUGUCCCGGACCGAUCGGAAAGUACCAGAACCUUUCACCAAACGGAUGGGGCCCUGGAAUGCCACCCUGCCGGGGAAGCAACCAGCAGUCACAUGCAAUCGCGGCGGAGGAAUUGGCAGCAACCGACCAGGACCACCAAUCGCGUGAAAAAAGGAGAACGAUGGGAUUUUAUUUAUUAUAAUACGUUCUUCGACAAAAAAUCAAGAAUAGGAAAGAAUUAGUGCAAUUUGUUCGAUCAAACAUCCUUGAUCAUAAGUCAAAUUUGAGCUGCAAAUUUGUUUAGGUAAAUCUUGAUUAUCUCCACAGCUCUUUUAUCUUUACUCCGUUGAAUUUAGAUUUUGAUGAGUUUUUAUACGCAUUAUUUUUAUGUUUUGUCUUGCUGCAUUUCAAAUACAUGCUUUAUUUAUUCAAUACAAAGCUCAUAGCAUGGAUUUUAACGGUGCAGCCCAGGCAAUACACAUCCCAAUGCUAAUGAAAAUUACAUCAGAUUCUAGAUUCAACGGAGCAAAAAAUUUUUUUGGAUUGGGUAAAUUUACGUAGAUUUCAUCGGAAAUUUACAUUUUUUCGUGACAGUUUUGUUCGGUACGUUUACAUCGGAUGGCAUUUAAAUUUCCGAUGAAGUUCAUGUAAAUUAGCAUCAUUAAUGACGUGCACUUUUGGUACAUCAUAAAUGAUGUAAAUUUACCGGAUUUUUUUUUCU
Molecule: messenger RNA, 3501 nt
Organism: Culex pipiens pallens (northern house mosquito)
Lineage: Eukaryota; Metazoa; Arthropoda; Insecta; Diptera; Culicidae
Exons: 4
Coding region: 1899-2345 (148 amino acids)
Source: RefSeq, a predicted model, not a curated record